AUGGGAGCCACAGCUGGUCUUACGACAGGCGGGGUCGUAGUCGCAGACAGAUAUUAUAUGGGGGGAAUCCUGACACGCAGCUUGCGAGCAUAUACGACAAUUGCGCAAGUCGGAGUCGAUUACAAGAUGCACUCAGGCAAGAAUCCCAAGGGAGGUCGUGUCCCCAUUGACGAGCUCCACGAUCGAAACGCCGCGCGAGUUUGUAACAUGAUCAAGACGAACGGCGGCAUCUUUCUCAAGAUUGGCCAAGCGAUUGCAGUGCAAGGAGCAGCCCUGCCAGAAGCGUAUCAGCGCGAAUUCCAAAACAUGUUUGACGAUGCUUCGCAAGAAUCUUGGAGCGAUGUCCAGGCAGUCAUCAAAGAAGAGUUUGGUGCCAGUGUAAGCGAAGUGUUUGGUGAUAGUGUAGAGAAGGAGCCCAGAGCUUCGGCUUCAAUAGCACAAGUUCAUUAUGCGAAGUUGAGAGAUGGGCGAGAAGUUGCGAUUAAGGUGCAAAGGAGAAACUUGGCGCAGCAGGCAUCGUGGGAUCUCUGGACAUUCAAGGUUCUUUGUGACUUAGUAGGGAGAACGACGGAUAUCCAUAUCCAAGGCAUCGGCGACUACAUCAUGAAUAACAUUAUGAAAGAGACGGACUUUGAGAACGAGGCAGCUAAUUCGACAAGGAUAGCUGAGCUUGUAAAGUCAGAUCCUGACCUGAAUAAGAGAGUAUACAUCCCCCAGGUCUAUACAGAACUUACAUCGAAACGCGUCUUGACUUCCGAAUGGAUUCAUGGCGCCAAACUUUGGGAUAGGGAUAUUAUCACUGGUGCUCACAAUCCUUCUGGCGAGACUUCUGCAGGCAUGGGCCUUAAGGAGGCCGAUAUUAUGACCACCGUCAUUGAUCUUUUUUCAUCACAAAUGUUCAAAUGGGGGUUUGUCCAUUGUGAUCCUCAUCCAGGCAACAUGUUUGUUCGACGUCUUCCGUCCGGCAAACCGCAGAUCGUGCUCAUAGACCACGGCCUUUAUGUAUCGUUGUCUGACAACUUGCGGCGCCAGUACGCUCGCUUCUGGAAGUCUCUUCUGACCGGCGAUCAGAAAGGACUAGAGGAAGUUUCGACCGCCUGGGGCAUGAAGACAGCCGAUGCCUGGGCUGAUACCUUCAUGUCUCGAGAGAAGAAGCCAGGGCCGAUCGAUGAGACACCUGAAGAGAAAUCACAAAGAGCUAUCAGCGAAGCAUCAGCAUUCUUUGGCGAAGAAGGCUUAUACCCUCGUGAGCUCAUAUUUCUAGAACGAAAUCUGGCUCUCGUCCAAGGUAGCAAUCGCUUCUACGAUUCUCCCGUCAACAGGCUCGGCAUGAUCGGUCGCUCAGCAAUGCUGAAUUUGCGAGACGAUAGCGAAGUGACGUUUGCACAAGCAAUGAGCUCGCGACGGGCCAUGUUUGUUCUCGAUGCCGUGUUUUACUUCAGCAGGUGGAAGCAGUACAUGGGCUGGGGCAAAGGUUUCGAGGACGAACUGAAGGAGGCAGAGGAGAGGAUGGCCCAGGAGAUGAAAGACUCCAUGUCCAGUCUCUGGGAAGUGGACAAAGAAGCGGAAUGA
Trichoderma harzianum CBS 226.95 is the source of this 1572-nucleotide messenger RNA. RefSeq lists its product as hypothetical. The transcript is spliced from 2 exons. Lineage: Eukaryota; Fungi; Ascomycota; Sordariomycetes; Hypocreales; Hypocreaceae. The record is from RefSeq and is a predicted model, not a curated record. Bases 1 to 1572 code for a protein of 523 amino acids.